CAGAAGUCAAAGUUAUUCGACGAGACUUAAAAAAUGAAACAACGCUACCUGAGCAUUGGGAUGACAUGCAUGGGCUGUUGUACUACAGUCAAAGUGGAUAAAAACUCUGAAGAAUAUAAAAAGGUUAAUGACUAUUUCAGCAGAACUGUACAAGCACCUAUUGUGAAGGUUGAGAGGAUCCAGCACAAGUAUCAAUACACCGCUUACAUAAUGAGGAAAGAAUUCAUGAUCAUGAAGAAUGGGCCUGAUGGUGUGAAUGAACGUGAUCUCUUCCAUGGCACUGAACCACAAAACUGUCAGUCCAUC
Staurois parvus is the source of this 306-nucleotide messenger RNA. Lineage: Eukaryota; Metazoa; Chordata; Amphibia; Anura; Ranidae. The record is from the annotation of a GenBank genome assembly.